Molecule: messenger RNA, 2362 nt
Organism: Seminavis robusta
Lineage: Eukaryota; Bacillariophyta; Bacillariophyceae; Naviculales; Naviculaceae
Source: the annotation of a GenBank genome assembly
AUUUAUUCUGCAAUAUAUUUACCUUAUCUCCUGUCUUCCGAGCUGGUUUUGAAUUUGCACCGACGAUGGCGUUCCACACUUCCGAGAAACCAAUUCAAAUCACACAAGUGCCACAACAGAAGGAAGCCAUCACACGAAAAGCCCAGAGUACAUACUACUACUAUUCAUAGCUAGCUAGAGCCUCAUCAGUGCUACUAGUAGACCGAUUGACGAUGUACGGCAGUGUGUUUUUUGGGAGUAACAAAGACAAUGACGAUGACAAUGGCAAUUCAAGGCCUUUAGGAAGUCAAAUCAGUUUGCCUGUCAUUCCUCCAGGUGAAGCAGACAAUGCUAGAAGUACAUGUACUACUGGUAGUAAGUCUUCUACUGUGGGGCCUUCUCCCCUCUUAGACGAGUGUGCUGAAGUGUCCAAGAAGAGAGGAACUGCGACAAUGAUGAGUUGCAUCGUCAACUUGGCCAACACCAUUGUGGGCGCUGGAAUGCUGGGACUCCCAGGUGCUUUUGGAGGAACGGGUUACGUGGGUGGGUCCAUCUUGAUCGUGCUGGGGGCUUUUUUCUCCUCCAUGGGAUUGUGGUUGCUCUCUCGAGCGGCACAACGAGCUGGAUUGCCCAGUAGCUUCUACUCGGUGGCUCAUGCAGCAGUUCCUCAGUACACUGUCUUGAUUGACUUGGCUGUGGCACUCAAGUGCUUUGGCGUUGCCACGGGAUAUCUCAUCACGGUAGGAGAUUGUAUGGUCGAUGCACUCGAUCACAUCCUACUCAAUGACAAGGACAACGAUACUCCCACUGGAAUCACGAAACUCAUCCUCACGAGACAAUUCUGGGUCGUUGCCGCCGUACUGGCUGUACUUCCCAUUUCAUUUUACAAGACGCUCGAUUCGCUCAAGAAAACAUCCGCCAUUGCGCUCAUAUUUGUCCUUUUCCUGGCUUUUGGAAUUGUGGCUUACGCCAAUGGACUCGCGGAUCCAUGCUUGGAUACUGAAGAAGAUGUCUGUCGAGGAGAAAUUCUACCCUUCACGGACAUUUCCACUACCAUCUCCAAACUACCCAUUUUUGUAUUUGCCUUUACGUGCCAUCAAAACAUUUUCCCCGUUGUCAAUGAGCUCGCACAGCGCACACAACAAAGACUCAAUAUCAUCAUUGCGGCAUCCAUUGGAGUGGCACUCAUUCUAUUCUACAUUGUCGCCACGGAAGGAUACAAAACAUUUGGAUCCAUGACGCGAGGAGAUGUACUACUCAACUACCCAGAAACUGGCAAAGUCACUAUACUACGAAUAUGCAUUGCAAUCAUGCUGUCACUACACUAUCCACUCCAAUUGGAUCCUUCCAGACGAUGCAUCAAAAGUUUGAUUCGGGAAAUUCAAAGACAGUGGAACAAACCAAAUCAGACUGGCAGCAAUCCCACCAGACUCUUUCAUAGAAGAACACCCGAUCUGAUAGAACAAGAAGCAGAAGAACAAGAAGGCCAGCCAUACCAAUGCGCAAGUGAAGAAUCCAACAGUCAUUAUAAGCAGAACCAGGAGUUGAAGCAACAAUCUGCCAAUGACAACGACGACGAUGAUGACACUAUGUUCUACGUCAUUACAAUUUCCUUUUUACUUUGUUCCUUUGCUCUGGCCAUGAUUGUCAAUGAUCUAGGAGUCAUUCUGGCAAUGGUGGGUGCCACGGGAUCGACUCUAGUCAGCUACGUGCUACCCGGAUUGAUUUAUCUCAAGUUGCAUCCAUACCAAGAUCUUUCCAAACGAUUGGCCUAUCUGCAGUUGGGUUUGGGUUGCCUCAUUAUGCCCCUUGCGCUCUAUUUCGUUGUCAUGCAAAGAAUCAAAACGUAAAACAAAAAGAAGGGGAUCGGCGCCAAUGGUGGUAUUGAACGUUCGCCAGGUUCGUGAACCUAUUCGUGUACCGGUUAGUAAUAGUGAAGUGCCGGCACAACAAGGAAGCAAACGUUGCAAUGAAUAGAAUGGAAAUAGCUCCAAAGAAAUUAGCAGCAUAUGUUCCAUACCUGCGACAUACGAUUUGAUUUCAGGGAACUACUACGUAAUACAUGUAGAGAACUAGCUAGUAGCCAGCCAGCCAGCUGGCUAAGGUUUACUCGGAGUACAUGUCAUAGCCACAUACCCGGUACCUACGACAUAGAUCUACAUGUGCACUGUACUGUACCAUUAUUUCAGUGCCUGCACUUGCUAGUCAAAGCUUCAGCACGCUAGAGCUAGAGUGCAUGUUGUCACUGAUACUAGCUAGUAGUCUACAUACAUGUAUGUACGUAAAAGGUAGACUACAUCAAUAGCGAAAAACUAAUUUUAAAAAUAAAUAAUGAUAAACAGACUUGCCGACUAGAGUCUACAGGAGUGACAUGGGAGAACAG